Molecule: messenger RNA, 1428 nt
Organism: Fraxinus pennsylvanica
Lineage: Eukaryota; Viridiplantae; Streptophyta; Magnoliopsida; Lamiales; Oleaceae
Source: the annotation of a GenBank genome assembly
AUGUCUCUGGGGUACGCAGAGAAGCUUUCUUAUAUAGAAGACGUGGGCAAAGUUGGAAUGACAGAGUUUUUUGAACCCCCACAUGUUUUGCAAGAGAAAAUUGAACGCCUCAGCAUGAUUAUCAAAAAGAGUAAGCACUUAGUGGUAUUUACAGGAGCAGGAAUAUCCACUUCUUGUGGCAUACCCGACUUUCGUGGGCCCAAAGGCAUUUGGACACUUCAGCGCCAAGGCAAAGCCUUGCCAGAAGCAUCACUACCUUUCCAUCGUGCAAUGCCAAGCAUAACUCAUAUGGCAUUGGUUGGAUUAGAGAAGGCUGGAAUCCUGAAGUUUCUUAUAAGCCAGAAUAUUGAUGCCCUUCAUCUACGUUCCGGAAUAUCAAGGGAAAAACUUUCUGAAUUGCACGGAAACUCCUUCAUGGAACUAUGUCCAUCCUGUGGGACUGAGUAUUUGAGGGAUUUUGAAGUUGAGACAAUUGGACUGAAGGAGACUUCACGGAAUUGUUCCAAGGCAGGGUGCACCUCAAAACUGAGGGACACGGUUCUUGAUUGGGAGGAUGCUUUGCCACCAAAGGAGAUGGGUCCAGCAGAGAGGCACUGCAAAAUGGCUGAUGUUGUACUGUGUUUAGGAACGAGUUUGCAGAUUACGCCUGCAUGUAAUUUGCCUCUAAAGUGUCUACGGGGCAGGGGUGAGAUUGUAAUUGUGAAUCUUCAGGAAACCCCAAAGGACAAGAAAGCAAGUUUGGUGAUCCAUGGACCUGUAGACAAGGUGAUUGCAGGAGUCAUGAACAUGCUCAAUUUACAUGUCCCUCCUUUUGUUAGAAUUGAUCUUUUUCAGAUUGUUUUAACUGAGAGUUUAAGUCUAGAUAAAAAAUAUGUGAACUGGAAUCUCAGGGUAGAGAGUGUGCAUGGGAAGAAAGUUCCAUUGCCUUUUGUUGAAUCUGUCAAGGUCUCCUUCUCUGAAAGUCUAAAUAUGAAGGCAGCAGUUCUAGAUAAGCAACCACUUGAUCUGAAAAGGAGGACAGUGAGGUCUGUGAAGCCUUUUGAUAUUCUGUUGAAACUGAACUUCAGCGCCGGUUGUAAGUGUUCAUACAUGGAACUCAAGAUUCCAGUUGAUUUUGGGGUUUCAAAAGAAUGUUUUAAGGAAGAUAAGGACACUGUAUUUCAGAAACUAAGAGAGAAAGCCAUCGAGGAUCCACGCUGUGGGCAGACAGCAGUUAUCGAGAGGAAAGCUGUGUUAGUACCCAAAAGUGAUAUCAUGGUCCAUGCAGUUGUUACCAAUAUUGUUGAAUUCGAAAGUUCCUCAGGACCUUUUGAAGUCUCUUCUCGUAGUAAUGGCUCAUCGAAAAGGCGCAAUGAAGGUAAAUACGACAAAAGGACAUCUGGUAAGCAAUCAAAGGUGCAAAAGCACGAUAAUUCGCAUAAAAGGUGA